Messenger RNA from Pisolithus orientalis, 201 nucleotides. RefSeq lists its product as uncharacterized. The transcript has a single exon. NCBI's taxonomy places the organism in Eukaryota, Fungi, Basidiomycota, Agaricomycetes, Boletales, Pisolithaceae. The record is from RefSeq and is a predicted model, not a curated record. The annotation marks the transcript as partial.
AUCAACUUUAUCAAUUUUGAGGUGGCCAUCAAGGAGAAAUACAGCAUCAAGCUACUUGGGUGGCUGGAGAGUGUUCCAUUCCAGUCUCCUUGCACCACUACAAAUGCUGAACAUGUCCCUACCCUUUUUGAUGCACUUAAAGCAGGUGCAUGUCAUUGGGCAUACAUGUCUAUGCAACAACAUAUGCAACAUGCAGAUUAA